Messenger RNA from Chara braunii, 5945 nucleotides. The record is from the annotation of a GenBank genome assembly. Lineage: Eukaryota; Viridiplantae; Streptophyta; Charophyceae; Charales; Characeae.
GGCCCUGGACACGAGAGAGUUGGGGGAGCGGUGUGGUGGAACACUGGGGGAGCAGCCGGGUCUCUUACUUCUACCGCGUGUGUACUGGUUGCAUAAAGUCUUGGGCCAUGGAGCGCUUUGCUGGAAGUGGAACAGCUUUGAUCAUCUGCUUGCAUUUUGCUUGCGGGCCAUUUGGUCUUCGCCACUGUUAAGGGAAGAGUGGCUUGGUGGAGUGCUGAGGGAGCGGCAGAGUUGUCUACUUCUGACCCGUUUGUAUGGAUCAGCACCAACAUCAAGGGGGGGUUUGGUUGAUUCGACACAGUUGCACACACGUGAAUUGGUGUCAGAGAAAACAGGAGAGUGUGUGCCUUCGUAAGUGAAGAACAGUCGGCUCGGCCUGUUUCGUUAACCAUCUGCAAAGAUGGGAGACGAGGCGGAUCUGCCAGAGAUCUACUGGGGGAAGAGGAAUGGAACAGGUGGUGGGAGAAAGAGGUAUGAGUCGUUUAAAUUUGAUAGGAGGGAGGAGGUUUUCCUCUACGACACAGUGUACUUGUUCCCUGAAAAUGAGGGCGAUUUGCCGUAUGUGGCGAAGAUCAUGGACUUGUAUGACGGCAGGCAUGAUGGGAAGCCUGCGAAGAUGGCAAAGCUGCGGUGGUUCUUCAGAGCCUCAGAUAUUCCUGAUGACGAGGUGACACGUGCCAGGCCCAGGGUGAACGAGCUAUUUCUCAGUUAUGGAGAUCCGGCAGAAGUGAACCAUAUAUGUCCCCUGGAUUGCGUGGACCGCAAGUGUAAUAUGGUCUGUACUGCAAAACAUCCUGCAAAUGCCAAUUUAAACCUCGACGAUAUUCAGAAUGCAGAUGAAGUGUUUUACAGGAUGUAUGACACAGAAAAGGAGGUCAUCUCGAAUGACUUGACGCCACUUAUUGAAGAGCUUGGAGUUGAGGCGGUGUUCAGGAAGAGCAAAAUUGACAUCCCAGAUCAAAAUAGAGGAGAUGGGCAAGAUCAGCCACACUUCUUAAAUGUUGAAGCACAGGCUGCCAAAACUGCGAAAGACAAAGGCGCAAAAGAGGAUGUGGACCAUGGGGAACAUCGUGACACAGAGUCGGCAAGGGAGCAUGGCGUUGACCAGGAUGGAACAGAAGCCCAAGCAACGGAGGGUGGCACUGGCCAGGAUGAGAGAGAGUCCCAAGGGAUUGCAGGAGGGCAGGAGGAACCAGUUGAGAAGAUCAGCACAGGGGCCGGUGAACAACCUGUACAGUGUGAAGAGGCACCUGUGGCGGAUGGUGGGGAGGGACACGAAACUCAAGCUGAGCACGCAGACUCAGACCAAGCUGGGUCCUUUCGGAGUGGAUGGGAAGAUGAUGUGCUCCGUGGUAGUGCCCGCAUUGUGUGUGAUGAUGAUGAUGAAGUUGAUCAAUGGGAUCCAAAACGUGAUGAGGAUUUGCAAGGAUCUCAUGGUGAUGCCGUUGAUAAGGGCGGUUUUGGCAGCACAGAAUGCCCAAAUGAGGCCAGGGAGCAGGUGGAAUUGGAUAGAGCCAAUGCCCAUGGUAAGGACGAAAACUGCAUACCAGAUCCUUGUAGGCUGGAGGCAGCUUGUGUUGAUCAGGGUACUGAGAUCAAGCCAGACCAUGAUGAACUUGCAGGUCGGUCCAAGGGGAAGAUCGCCACAAGUGUGCCAGUGGGCCAAACAGUCAAAAAGAGGAAAAGGGAUGGUGGUGCUGAGGAAGAACUGGGAAAUAAGUUGCCUAGUGCUCCUGGAAAAGGUGAUGGCAAAGGGAAGAAGGGGGCUGUAAUGAAGAAGAAGCUUAAAGUUGCGUCUGGGAACGAAGGGAAAGAGGGGAAAGAGGGAAAGGAGAAGGGGAAAGUUACAACAACGAAAAAGGCACCACCAAGGAAAAAAGUAAUAGAUCCGAAGACUCCCACAAAUGCUGAACAGCCUGUUGAAGGUUCAGUGAGGGCAGUGAAGUGCACAGCGGAUGCACCAUCAGGUGAUGCCCGUUCAGUGGAGCCGCCUCGCAUGCCUGGAAUGGAUCAAAUUAGUGCGAGCAGGGUACCAUCUGGUGACGUUCUUCUGGUUGAGUCACUCAAACGGAAUGAGAAGGUUAAGGUUGCUGGUGGAAAACUCCCGACUGAUAAUGUGAACGUGUCGGAUGUGCAACAAGGAGUUGGACUAGAUGAUGUGGAGGGAAAAUUGGAGGUAAUGGCUACCACCCUGAGUGGAGGCUUAGGGUCACAUGAAGGCACACACAGCUCUCAGCAGGAGGUGGCAACGGCCAAAAUAGCAGGUUAUGAAAAGGAGGCGGGUCCUCAGCACAAGCAGGCAGGAAAGCAUGGCACCAUUUGUUCCCAAAUGCCUGAUGGGCAACUCACAUCAGGAAAAUCUAAGCCAGAAGCAAUCUCACGCAGCCAUGAUGCGAAAACUGACGUAAUUGAACGAGCCAUAGCGAACGAAAAUUUCCCAAAGAAAAGGAGCCUUGAAGAGCGAGCGCCGGACACCAAUGCAGAUGUGCCUGCUGAUGAGUCUAAUGGGUUUGUGCAGGUUAGCCAUGCAUCGAAGAAAAUGAAGCAAGGCAAGACAGCUCAGCCCAAGGCAUGUGAGCCCUCAGGGGAUAAGGGAAGCAUGGUAUCCACCACCAAGAACACUGGUGAUGAAGAACACUUUCCUCCUGGGUUGAAUAUCACUCUAGGAAUAGAUGUGCUUGCGCUUCCUGCAUUGAAUAGUGAAUCUGGUGGUGCUGAGAGUACUCCGUCGAGUGCAAAAGUUGAGCAUGGCACGAAGGCUGCAAAGGCACAGGGUAAAGCUCUUCAAGAAGGACAGAUGCCACAGGGCACUGUAAAACCAGUCAAGAAAUUGCAACCUUCCGCCGUCAAAGUAGGAAAACUAGGCAAGAAGGGGCCAGGACAUGCACAGCUGGGGGUGAAUGCCAGGAAGAUGUCCCAGCAGCAGCCUUUAGCUUCCAAAGUAGAGAAUGCUACUCAUUCUCUGGUAGAGAGUGCACCUGGAGAAGUACAUCUGAUUGAUAGCAAAGGUUCUCUACCUGAAUUACCCGUACUGCAACCAGAUGCAUGUGCUGCUCCAGAUACUAGUAGGAUGCCGUUGUCGCUGUCAAAGGCGGCUGAACGUUCGGAAAACGCCAUCCGAGGUCUUGGAAAGACCGUCUCAGACGUGCCAGCCAUUCCCCCUGACAAAACAUCAGCACAAAGAACUUCUGUACACUCUGAGAAGGAGCAGGGGAAGAACAUCACCAGAAAAGCUGGAGCUGUUGUGAAGAAUGUUGUGAAGGGAAAGAAAAGAGUUGUGGUCAUGGGUCCAACGACGGUGCUUGAAAAGGUCGAGGUCGAUGGAAAGCCACAAACUGGAAAAGUGGACCAAAGCCAACUUCAUCAGAAGGCUGAGAGGCUGGCCAAGGGUGCUGCUGCUGAAGACAGCAAGGGAGGUGAAGCCAGGAAACAAGAGAAGUAUUUGACCAAGGAGAAGGGGAAGAGUGGGUCUAUAAUGAUUAUUGGUUUGCCUUGCUGGGACGGCGAAGGCAAGAACUUAUAUGAUGAACUAGAUACCCUCAUAAGCCACAUUGUUGAAGAUGAGAAAAAGGCAAGUGUUAAGCGGUGUGAGACUGGUAGUGGCCAACCAUCCCUUGGAAAGCCUGCUUCGGCUUUGCAAGGACUAAAGAAGAAAGUGCAACCUGCCGGGAAGAAGACUGCUGCUGGCACCAGUGGCAAGAACAGUUCGCCAUCUGGUAGUGCGGAUGGUGAGAAGCCAGGUGGUUUGUUGAAGAAACUUGCAGGUGGUACUGAAAGAGCGGAGGAAAUGGACAUGUCUGAACCAAGCAUUGCCAACGAGCAACAGCAGGGACUGAAGAUGCCUCUCCGAGUCACGGAUGGGAAUCUGGCAGGGAAAGAGAGCAAUCUUGUCGAAAGUCCCGCUUCCGGUGCAAUGAGCAAGGAAAGAUUUUUGCAGCUGAAGGCCCGUAUUGAGGGGAAUGGCGAUAAGCGGGUUGUUCUGAGAGAUGGUAGGCUCUUCAUAUUGAAGAAGAAAAAAAAGAAGAGCCAAACCAUCAUGGAGUCAAUAAACAGUGAGAUGAGAGUGCAGGCGGAUGGUGUGGGGCUGGCAUCUGAAGGUGGAGAUGUCGCUGAGAACAAACUGGAGGCUAAAGACGUGAGCAGUGAAGGUCUGAGGCCAAAGGCUGACACAAACAAUAUCGCACCCACGUCAGUGAGCAUUGUGAAAGGGGGCUUGAAGAUCGGCAAGGCUGAUGACUUGGCUGAGAACAGACAAAGUCAAAGGGCUCUCCUCUUAGAUUUAUCCGCAAGGAAACAAGAUACUAUAGCUGAAGCUGCUCCAGAUGCUGCGGAGGAGUUGAAAAAGCUUAAAAAACUAAAGCCCAAGGCGAAGGACUGGGGAGCUGCAACAACCUUGCGGGAAAGCAGGGAGGCAAUGUUGGCAUUGACACGAGAGACAACCAAGAUGGUCCCCAGGAUAUCUGGAAGAGCUUUGCCAUGGGCAAAAGAAUUGCCAAUUGCAGCUGCCCAGGGAAGGGUCCUGGAGCUGUCGAAUAUUGACCCCGAAAUGACCACUUCGGAUCUGCAGAAAUUGCUGGAUGGGUGCUUUGAAAACCUUCGAGAUGUCAAAAUUGAGUCAGUGAGGGUGCCAUUGGAUGUUGUUCCAGAACUGACGGCAUAUGCCAUUUUUAGCGAUGCUGCAAGCGCUGCGCAAGCAUUGAGGGAGAUAGAGGAUUCUUCUCUAGUUAUAGAGAAGAGCAAUGAGCCAAGCUCUUGGAGGCCCUUGACUGGGCGGUUCGGAAUACCACCGAACAGGAAAGCAAAGGACAUGAAAAUGCGGUACCCCGGUCAUCUCCGAAAGACAGAUCUGGAGAGUGCGAAACGAGGUCUACUUCCUGACAAGAAGGAUGUUCUUUCAACAUCUCAUUGUUCACAGCCAAACACGAUAGAAUAUGAGAUGGGUCUGCAGUGGAAGCUUUUAGCAGAACAACAUAAACUGCAAAAGGAGAUUCUGCUUCAGAGGCAUAUGGAAGAAAUCAAGCGGCUCAUGGACUCUGUAUAAAUACAGCUUCGUCGAGAGAGCCAUGGCUGUGGACAGUCGGCAACAAGCAACUGUUCAGGAGCGAUUCUCUCUGUGAAUUCAUCAAUUUCUUCUACAGUGGCAGCAAACGUAAUCCAUGCACGUCAUUGCUUUCCUUUUUGUAUCUCUUGCCCUGUUUGCGUUGUUUGCCAGCAGAAGCAGCAACAGCGGACACAGAGGAAGGUUGGGUGGGGGGGGCGGAAGAGAGAGAGAGAGAGAGAGAGAGAGAGAGAAUGCAAGUGGACUCCUUCCUCGAGAGAGAGAGAGAGAGAGAGAGAGAGAGAGAGAGAGAGAGAGAGAGAGAGAGAGAGAGAGAGAGAGAGGGAGAGUCCUAGACAGAGNAGAGAGAGAGAGAGAGAGAGAGAGAGAGAGAGAGAGAGAGAGAGAGAGAGAGAGAGAAUGCAAGUGGACUCCUUCCUCGAUCAAUGUCCGUCAGGCUUGCAGCAUGAAUUCAUGCUAGUGGCUGGCCGUGCCACCAUGUAAGGUAUCCAAGGAGUUUGAAGACCCAGUCCAUGCUAGGGCUGGCCCAGGCAUCUAUGUAGGUUAGUCAGAGAGAGAGAGAGAGAGAGAGAGAGAGAGAGAGUAUAUUGAUGUGAGAGAGCCCACUCGUAUAGCGUCUUUCAGUGUGUAUUGCCACUCUGUGCAAAGUUUCAGGAAUCUGCGAAAACGUAUCGAGUGUGGGUGGGGUUUGUAUCCUCUCAAUGGUCACAGCAGUUAUGAAAUGAUGGACACAGUGCAGGUGCAGGAUGUCGCAGCUCACAGAAAGCACUGCCCAGUUUCUCAUGAUGUCACUCUGCAGACGUCAGACACCCACGUUAUUCGGUGGAUGAUGAUGUGGGUUCAGGUGAGUAGGAGGUGUAUUCAAUGAUAAAGUUAUCAUGCAGUG